ACUACCAAACAGUGCAAAAUGAAUCGUUUAUUUGGUAAAUCCAAGCCGAAAGAGCCCGGUCCAAGUAUCAGUGAUUGUAUCAGUGGAGUUGAUGCACGAGCGGAAACAAUCGAGGGCAAAAUUAAAACGCUGGAUAACGAACUUCGCAAAUACAAGGACCAAAUGGCGAAGAUGCGUGAAGGUCCGGCCAAGAACGCGGUCAAACAGAAAGCCAUGCGCGUGCUGAAGCAACGUAAACAGUACGAAAGUCAGGUGGAAAACCUACGGAACCAAUCGUUCAACAUGGAGCAAGCGAACUUUGCCCACCAAACGCUGAAGGAUACACAAGCGACGGUAGCGGCCAUGAAGGAUGGCAUGAAGUCGAUGAAGAAAGAGUUCAAGAAGAUUAACAUCGAAGAAAUCGAGGACAUACAGGACGAUAUGGCUGACAUGCUGGAACAGGCGGACGAAGUGCAGGAAGCGAUGGGCCGCACGUAUGGCAUGCCGGAACUGGAUGAUGAUGAGCUGCAGGCGGAACUGGAUGCGCUUGGUGAUGAGAUCGCACUCGACGAUGAUGCUAGCUAUCUGGACGAUGUCGUGAAAGCGCCGGAAGCUCCCGAUAAGGAACCAGGUGCGGACAGUGUCACCAACAAGGACGGCAUACUGGUGGACGAGUUUGGGCUGCCAAAGAUUCCUGCAUCCGUCAAGACAACCUAAGCUUG
Anopheles maculipalpis is the source of this 701-nucleotide messenger RNA. It is a transcript of the gene Vps60, whose product is annotated as charged multivesicular body protein 5. Bases 19 to 696 code for a protein of 225 amino acids. Lineage: Eukaryota; Metazoa; Arthropoda; Insecta; Diptera; Culicidae. The transcript is spliced from 3 exons. Gene Ontology annotation, biological process: vesicle budding from membrane; late endosome to vacuole transport via multivesicular body sorting pathway. Gene Ontology annotation, cellular component: multivesicular body. The record is from RefSeq and is a predicted model, not a curated record.